This is a messenger RNA of Helicoverpa zea (corn earworm), 2685 nucleotides long. RefSeq names its product iduronate 2-sulfatase (gene Ids). NCBI's taxonomy places the organism in Eukaryota, Metazoa, Arthropoda, Insecta, Lepidoptera, Noctuidae. The transcript is spliced from 4 exons. The record is from RefSeq and is a predicted model, not a curated record. Gene Ontology annotation, molecular function: iduronate-2-sulfatase activity. The coding region runs from base 3 to 1535 and encodes 510 amino acids.
UCAUGUCGCUUUCACAAUUUCUUUUGAUUCAGUUAUUAAUUUUAUUAGUGUGUUUUACUUUCCAAUCGACGGCUACCAAGAAAAAUGUUUUACUUAUUUUGGUUGAUGACUUACGCCAUCUCUCGGACGAAAUGGUCAUUCUACCUAAUGUAAAGAAACUUGUAAACGAGGGUGCUAAUUUCAAAAAUGCAUAUACACAGCAAGCCCUCUGUGCUCCCAGCAGAAACUCAAUGCUGACAGGCCGACGACCAGACUCCCUUCGCCUAUACGAUUUCUACAACUACUGGCGAGACAAAGUAGGCAAUUUUACCACCCUUCCACAAUUCUUCAAAGAUAACGGUUACGAGACUUAUUCCAUCGGAAAGGUGUUCCAUCCAGGGAUAAGUUCAAAUUUUACUGAUGAUUAUCCCUAUAGUUGGUCGCAGCAACCUUACCAUCCUCCGACCGAGAAAUAUAAGGAUGCUGCUGUGUGCAAAGAUGAAGAAACAAAAAAACUUCAAUCCAACCUCCUUUGUCCAGUAAACGUUAGACAUCAGCCAGGAGGAACGUUACCAGAUUUGCAGUCUUUGGGACAUGCUGUAGAUUUUCUUUCAAAUAGGAAUAGCAGUCGGCCAUUUUUUCUGGCAGUUGGAUUUUACAAGCCGCAUAUACCGAUUAAAUAUCCUGAAGAAUAUCUUGCAAGGAUACCAAUAAACAAAGUGAGCCCCCCAAGACACCCAUUCAUGUCUCCUAAUACACCCCUGGUCUCCUGGCAUCCCUGGACAGACAUACGGCGAAGGGACGACAUCGCACGGCUGAACAUAUCAUUUCCAUUCGGCACCAUGCCUUAUGAAUGGUCUCUUAAGAUACGACAGAAUUACUAUGCUGCUGCAACUUAUGUAGAUGAUCUGAUUGGUGAAUUAUUGAGUUAUGUCGAUAGAAGGAAUACUAUUGUCGUUUUGACGAGCGAUCAUGGAUGGUCACUCGGCGAAAAUGGCCUAUGGGCAAAAUACAGCAACUUCGACGUAGCUUUAAAAGUGCCUUUGAUAUUUUCAGCGCCAGGUAUACAUUCAAGGAACAUACAUACGCCUGUCGAGUUGGUAGAUAUAUUUCCUACAUUGGUAGAUCUUAGUGGCUUGUCCCAUAAUAUACCAAAGUGUAAUAAAUUGGAUAAAUCUCUUCUAUGUUUUGAGGGCAAGAGUUUAAAACCGUUUAUGGUGGAUGACUAUACAACAUUUGGAAGCCAUUUUGCAAUAAGUCAGUAUCCCAGACCAAGCGUGUACCCUAAAAAGAAUUCUGAUAAACCACGUCUAAAAUACAUUAAAAUAAUGGGUUACAGUAUAAAAACAAAAAGAUUUCGGUACACAGAAUGGGUUUCCUUUAAUAACACAUUAUUUACAGUUGAUUGGAACAAAUUAUUUGGCUUAGAACUAUACGAUCAUUUAACAGAUCCUGAUGAAUCCAAUAAUCUAUAUUUGGUACAUAAAUAUAAAAAUAUUAAACAAUAUCUUUCUAGAUUGUUAAGAUCACAUGUUAACAGAUAUAAUACGAACUAAAUCUAAGUAUAUUAAAAUAUUUAAUUUAAUAAUAAUUUUAAAAUAUACAUAGUUAUAAUAACCAAAAACCAACACAUAAGCUGUCAAGCUUUUAAGCUGAUCUGGAACUAUUCUGUUUUCAAUACACACAAGAUUUUUCUCACGUCUUAGUACUAAACAAAUAUAUCAAUAAUAACACGUAGAGAUGAACGCACACAAAAUGCGUAUAAAUGAAAUACGUAUACCUAGGUACGAUGAAUGAUAAAUGUUUUUAGUCACAGCACAUAAAAUUAAAUGCAGCAUAUUAAAAAGCAAAUGAAUUUAUCAAAGGUAUAUUUACUGAGAAGUUUUCGUAUCUUCCGGGCUCGGAUACUGUGAUUCAACGUCGUCGACCUUAAAAUAAAAACAUUUCUUUAUGAAACCUUAAUUAUUUAAAUGCUUAUAAAAUGCUGACUUCACAAUAGGCCACAAAAAUAAGGAAUGCAAUUUUUUUUCAAUAAUUAACUGUGUAGACAUUGGUAAAUUAGGAAGACGAACUUCGGAUAUUAUACAUAGAUGAUUCUUACUUCAUAAAUUAAUAUAAAAUAUCUUGAUAGUACGUAAUAAUAAUUAAAGUUGAGUAUAUAGUACGCUAACUAAUCAAUUGACGUAAAACUAAAUAAACCUUUUCAAUACAUUCAUUACUAUUAGACUGAGAGCCCAGGGCUGUCAGUCAUCACCUAUUUAUUUUCAUACAAAAAUCAAGACAGGUAAUUUUUGGACUUUUCCUGUGCCUGUGAUGAAUAUUUUGAUUAAUUUUUCUCUUAAAAAUAUUCAGAUUUUAGCUACCUUCAUAACCCAUACCCUAAGAACACACUCAACUUUCGAAAUCACUCCUAAUGAGAAAAUGAGUAAUGGCUGACGGCCCCCGGCUCUUAAUCUAUUCUAUAUAUCCUCAUAGCUAUACACUGCGAAAGGAAGUAUUUCCAUAAUCCUUAUCACAUUAUAACACAAUGUAUGUAACAGUCAAAGAAAUAGCAACCUUGUAUAUUUAGCAAUUAAGUUGAAAUCAUGAUCACAGGGAUAUUUUAUUAAUUCCAAUGGUGGUAUUUUUAGCUGUUAAAUUCACGCUAGUCUUUUAUUCGAAUUAAGUUGUGACCAAUAACUAUUUUAUUAAAAUUAUUCUACUUUA